AUGGUCAUGAUGUGCACCUACUUGACCGGCCAGUUGCCAUUCAAGGAGGUCUAUCUGCACACCAUUAUCCGCGACAAGGAGGGUCGCAAAAUGUCCAAGUCGUUGGGCAAUGUCGUUGAUCCAAUGGAUGUUCGCAAUGGCAUUACACUCGAGGACCUGCAUGAGCGGCUUCUUGAGGGCAACCUUGACCCCGCCGAGCUUGAGCGUGCCAAGGAGGGUCAGAAGCGCCAGUUCCCCGACGGCAUCAAGGAAUGUGGUGUCGAUGCGCUUCGCUUUGCACUGUGUGCGUUUGCCCAACCGGGCCGUGACAUCAACUUGGAUGUGCAGCGCAUCGUGGGCUACCGCAACUUUUGCAACAAGAUCUACAACGCCGUGAAGCUGGUCAUGAUGCAGCUUGGCGAUGACUACAAGCCUUUGGCCUGGGAUGCCAAGACCAAGAACGAGUCGACCGAGGACCUCUGGAUGUUGAGCCGCCUCAGCGCCGCCAUCACCACCACCAACCAGUGUCUGUCGGCAUACGAUUUCCCGGGGGCCACCACUGCCGUAUACAACCUCUGGCUGUACGACUUUGCCAACAACUACCUGGAAAUGAUCAAGCCCGUCUUCCGUGGCUCGGACGCAAAGCGUCAGACAGCCGUGCGCAACGUUCUUUUCAAGGUUGUGGAUAAUGGUCUACGCUUGCUGUCGCCCUUCAUGCCAUUCCUAACGGAGGAGCUCUGGCAGCGUCUCCCCACUUGCCGUGGCGAAAAUGACCUGGUUGACCCGCCAUCCAUCACUGUGGCCGCUUUCCCCGUGACGGGCAGCUUCAGCAACCCCAAGAUUGAAGCGCUCAUCAACUUUGUGCUUGAGACCGUCAAGGCCUCCCGUCACAUCAAGCAAGAAUAUCUGCCUGCUAGUGCCAAGCCCGAUGUCUACCUGCGCCCCAUUGAUGAGGACGCCUACCACACUCUGCAGCAGUUUGAGGAACUUAUGUCCACGUUGAUUGGUGCUACAGCGCGUGUUUUGCCUGUUGGAGACCCUGUGCCCAAGGGCUGCGCUUUGGAGGCCACCUCAGAUGUUGAAGUGCACCUCAUGGUCAAGGGCUUGGUGGACCCCCAACAGGAGAUUGAAAAGCUGGAGAAGAAGUUGGCUGGCGUGCAGGAGCGCUUGAGCAAGAUUGAGAGCGAUGAGCAGCAGGAAACCUACUUGACCGCUGUGCCCCAGGAGGUGCGCGAUGCCAACUCGAAGAAGAAAGCCGACCUCCAGACCCAGCUCGAGGUUAUGAGCACUGGCAUCAAGCGCUACCAGUCCCUUUUGGAUUAA
This is a messenger RNA of Monosiga brevicollis MX1, 1302 nucleotides long. RefSeq lists its product as uncharacterized. Gene Ontology annotation, molecular function: ATP binding; valine-tRNA ligase activity. Gene Ontology annotation, biological process: valyl-tRNA aminoacylation. The transcript has 12 exons. Gene Ontology annotation, cellular component: cytosol. The coding region runs from base 1 to 1302 and encodes 433 amino acids. Lineage: Eukaryota; Choanoflagellata; Craspedida; Salpingoecidae. The record is from RefSeq and is a predicted model, not a curated record.